Messenger RNA from Manis javanica (Malayan pangolin), 1994 nucleotides. Lineage: Eukaryota; Metazoa; Chordata; Mammalia; Pholidota; Manidae. The record is from RefSeq and is a predicted model, not a curated record.
GCGCUCCCCUGGCCACACCCUCCGCCUGCACUCGGCUACCCCGCCGCCCUCCUUCCCCGAGGCUGCAGGCUCGGACCCCAGCUCUGACCCCAGCUCUGACCUCUGGGGACAGCCCCAGGGGGAGGGGCCAUGCCCCCGAUCUACUCUUGUGCCCCAGACCUCUCCUCCGUGCCCUGUGGGGUCAGUGCUGGCAGAUGUCGCCCGCUGGCCGCCUGUGUCUCCUCACCAUUAUUGGCCUGGUUCUCCUCACCAGAGGACAGAUUUUGGAGGGGGCCACACCCAGUUCUUCAGCAGACCCAGUAACUGGGAACAUUCAUGCCCUGACUCGAGUGUCAGGUGAGGAAAGACCAACAGACACCAUCCACCCAGAACUCCAGUCCACCCCUCAGUCCUCACCUCUGCAGACCGGUGAAACAACACAGAGCCCAGUGGAGAAGGAGACCCAGUCCCAGCACCCGGUGGGAACAGAUAUGCACCUGGCAACACAUCCACAGACGGACCGGAGCAGCACGGCAGCCUCUCUGUCUGCCGAUCCCACUAAAGGCACCACAUCCUCCAAGAGGCAAACCUCGGGAAGAGAUGUCAGGACGGACCCUGCCCUCAAGCCGACUGGUGCGAGUGAGGACAACCCCUUCUCCUAUGAUGAGGACGCUCUCCGGAAGCGGGGGCUGUUGGUGGCAGCUGUGCUGUUCAUCACAGGCAUCUUCAUCCUCACCAGUGGCAAGUGUAGUCGGUUGCCCCGAUUAUGCUGGAAUUAUGACAGGAAGGAACCCAGAUGUCCCCACAAAGACUUGUACAUGAAUGUUUGUAACAGCAAAAAACUGGAAACAUCCUAAAUGUCCUGCAGCAUAGGUGAGUGGAUACAAACUGUGGCAUAUGUGUUUAAAGGAAUACUACUCAGCUAUAACAAGGACUACAGGUCCACACAAUACUUUGACAAAACUCAAAAACAUUGUCCUGGGUGAAAGAAGCCAGACACAAAAGAGUGCAGAUGGCACCGUUCCACUUAUGUGAAGUUGUGGAAUGAGCAAAAUGAAUUGAUGGUGAAGGAAGUCAGCAUAGGAGUUGCCUCUACUGCUAUUAUGUUGCCUCUACAAUGGAUGGGGUGACUGAGAAUGGGCCUGAGGGAAUUUUCAUGGAGGAUCAAAAUAUUCUAUACCCCGAUGGUGGUGCAGAUUACAUGGAUGUAUAUGUCGGUCAGAACAGAUUGAACUGAAUAUUUAAGCCUUGCACACUUUACUACAUGAACGUUAUACCUAAACACAAAGCACAACAAAACUGAAAACAAAAAAAAAGCAGUUAUGUCUUGGGGGGUGAUGAUGACUCCCACGUCCUGGGUCAGAGAUAGAGCUACAGGAUUCUGAAGGUGUUGCAUACAGUGGGCCUCCCAAUUGGGGUGGAGGGAGAAGCUCCCAGGGGAGGUGGUUCAGUCAUUGUGAAAUAACAGAAAAUAUGUAUAUUGGGUUUUGCUUCCAGUUGCUGACUCACAGCUCCUAAAACUCUUGUACUCCCCUGAGUGGAAGUGUUGCUAGGAGCAUCUUUUGUUCUGAUAUUUAGUCCUUGACCCCAGUUUCUGGUACAGGGAGCCUAAAUCCCUUGGACUUCCCUGGGUGAUAGGAUUGUCUUUCAUUCUAAUGAGGCCCACUUGGCAGGCUCCUGGAUGGGCGCUGGUCACCGGGAAGACCCAGUUAUGAUUAGAAGCUUGGAAAUCUUAGCCCCACUCCUCCUCCUUCAGGAGGAGGAGAGGGGCUGGAAAUUGAGUUAAUGGUUAAUCAUCCCUACAUGAUGAAGCCUCCAUAAAAAUCCCCAAAAGUACAGGGUUCAGAGAGCUUCCAGGUUGGUGACCACAUCCACACACCAGGAGGACAGCACACCCCAGCUCCACGGGGGCUGAAGCUCCUGAGCUCGGGACUCUUCCAGACCUUGGAAUGUAUCUUCAUGUUCCUGUUCAUUUGUGUCCUUUAUGAUAUCCUUUGUUGUAUAAUAAACUGGUA